Messenger RNA from Spinacia oleracea (spinach), 1043 nucleotides. RefSeq names its product LIM domain-containing protein WLIM1. The transcript is spliced from 5 exons. The record is from RefSeq and is a predicted model, not a curated record. NCBI's taxonomy places the organism in Eukaryota, Viridiplantae, Streptophyta, Magnoliopsida, Caryophyllales, Amaranthaceae. Bases 246 to 875 code for a protein of 209 amino acids.
UAAAUUUUGCAGUGGUUUCAAAUUUGUUUAGUCUUGUGACAAAAUUCCUGAGCUGUAACUCCCUAGCAGACUUUGUCACAAUCUUAUUAGUAUAGCACACCCAAAGUCAUAUUUACAGAAAAGCAGAGGAACAAAAAGUCCUCAAGAACAGAAUUUUCAGAGAGAGAAAGAAAAGCAUCAAAAACAGAAAAAAUCUUGUUAAAAUUUUCUGGGUUUUUUGUGAAAUUAAAUAAAAGUGAUAAAAGAUGGCAAGUUUUGGAGGAACAACACAGAAGUGCAAAGCUUGUGAAAAGACUGUAUAUUUGGUUGAUCAACUUGCAGCUGAUAGUAAAGUUUAUCACAAAGCUUGCUUCAGAUGUCAUCACUGCAAGAGCACCCUCAAGCUUCACAAUUAUAACUCCUUUGAAGGGGUGUUAUAUUGCAAGCCUCACUUUGAUCAGCUUUUCAAGAUGACAGGCAGUUUGGACAAAAGUUUUGAAGCUGCUCCUAGAACUGUUAGAGACAGAUCUUCCGAGCUGGGUCAAAACAGUAACAAACUCUCAAGCAUGUUUGGUGGUACUCAAGAGAAGUGUGUGACUUGCAAGAAAACAGUUUACCCAAUCGAAAAGGUGGCAGUUGAUGGCGAUUCUUAUCACAAAGGGUGCUUCAGGUGCAGUCACGGUGGAUGUGUUAUCAGCCCUUCUAAUUAUGUAGCCCACGACCACCGCCUCUACUGUCGGCACCACCACUCUCAGCUGUUCAAACAGAAGGGUAAUUUCAGUCAAUUGGCAACUCAACAUCGUGCUAACGGAGUUUCUAAUGGGGUUGCAAAUGGAGUUACCAAUGGUGUUACGAAUGGAGUAGCAGAAGGGGCGACUGAGAACACAGUGGCCUAAGCCUGAAAAAUUCUGUAAUAUUUGCUUUCAGAAAAUGUUACUUCUGUAAUUCCAGAGUGAAAUGUAACUUGCUGAGUAUAGUACUGAGAGAAUUUUCCCGAGCGAAGUUUUAUACAUGUUUCAAGCAUAAACACACAUUAUACUAAUGUUGUGCUUCUUGCCUUUGAA